Oenanthe melanoleuca is the source of this 1453-nucleotide messenger RNA. RefSeq names its product myosin light chain 9 (gene MYL9). The coding region runs from base 442 to 960 and encodes 172 amino acids. Lineage: Eukaryota; Metazoa; Chordata; Aves; Passeriformes; Muscicapidae. The record is from RefSeq and is a predicted model, not a curated record. Gene Ontology annotation, cellular component: myofibril; cytoplasm; stress fiber. Gene Ontology annotation, molecular function: calcium ion binding. Gene Ontology annotation, biological process: myofibril assembly; platelet aggregation. The transcript has 5 exons.
UGGGCCGCUGCUUUCGUCUAUAAAAGGCUGUCCCGGAGCGCCGGCCCCGCGGCCCCGGCCCCGCCGCAUUCUUCUGCCUUGUAUGGGCCGGGCCGGGCCGGGCCGGGCCCCUGGGCGCGCCCGCCCCGCCGAGCCGCGUCCGGCAGAGCCGAGUCCGGCAGAGCCGCGUCCAGCAGAGCCGCGUCCGGCAGAGCCGCGUCCCGCAGAGCCGAGUCCAGCAGAGCCGAGUCCAGCAGAGCCGAGUCCAGCAGAGCCGAGUUCAGCAGAGCCGCGUGCCGCAGAGCCGCCCGCAGCUCCGGCACGUCCUCCAGCUCCCGCAGCUCCCGCAGCUCCCGCUCCGGGACAGGCUCUGUGCGGUUGUAGGAGGAGUUUGCGGUCACCUCCCCCCUCCGAGGCGCUGCGGUCGCAUUCCCCCGGCGAGGUACUCCCCCAGCCACCAAGAUGUCCAGCAAACGUGCCAAAGCCAAGACCACCAAGAAGCGCCCCCAGCGCGCCACCUCCAACGUCUUCGCCAUGUUCGACCAGUCGCAGAUCCAGGAGUUCAAGGAGGCCUUCAACAUGAUCGACCAGAACCGCGACGGCUUCAUCGACAAGGAGGAUCUGCACGACAUGCUGGCUUCCCUGGGGAAGAACCCCACUGACGAGUACCUGGAGGGGAUGAUGAGCGAGGCACCAGGGCCCAUCAACUUCACCAUGUUCCUCACCAUGUUCGGGGAGAAGCUGAACGGCACCGACCCCGAGGACGUGAUCCGCAACGCCUUCGCCUGCUUCGACGAGGAGGCCUCAGGCUUCAUCCACGAGGACCACCUGCGGGAGCUGCUGACCACCAUGGGGGACAGGUUCACCGACGAGGAGGUGGACGAGAUGUACCGGGAGGCGCCCAUCGACAAAAAGGGCAACUUCAACUACGUGGAGUUCACCCGCAUCCUGAAGCACGGGGCCAAGGACAAGGACGAUUAGAGCCCAGGGCCACCCACCCCUCCUGCCUCAUCCUGUGCACUCCCUGCCCCUUGGCCCCCCUUGCUGCCCACAGCAGGUUCCUCCCACGGGAAACACCUCCCAGGGCCAUCACCCUGCGUCAGGAGGGGACACACUCCCAUCACUGCUGCUGUGUGCCCGUCCUCUCUCAUCACCUCUCCCACCCACUGGGUGCCCCAGCCUGGCUGUGACCCCUCCCCAGCAGCCCUUGACCCCCUCAAAGCCACCAUGCUACUGGUGCCAGGGCUGGGGUGAGCAUCCCCUGCUGACCUGCAGGGAUUUGGGCCACUCCAGCCUGAGUGAGUCACAUUCAGGCCUUGCACAGAGGAAAAGCCUCUCUCUCCUCCCACAUUCCCCCUUCAGUAAAGAGCCCCCACUUUGUUCCUCCUCCCUGGCUGUUUUAUGGCUUUAGAGCCUGAGAUCUGAGGGAUUUGGGAAGCUGAGGGGGUGUAUAAAGCCUGAUGGCUGUGACAGA